This is a messenger RNA of Polyodon spathula (Mississippi paddlefish), 2470 nucleotides long. Its product is annotated as platelet-derived growth factor receptor-like protein. Bases 159 to 1271 code for a protein of 370 amino acids. NCBI's taxonomy places the organism in Eukaryota, Metazoa, Chordata, Actinopteri, Acipenseriformes, Polyodontidae. The record is from RefSeq and is a predicted model, not a curated record. The transcript is spliced from 6 exons.
CCUUUGAAACUCCAUUCCAGACCACAGGACCAGGAGGCUGCAGCCUGGCCUCUGUUUGCACACUUCGCCUGCCACAUCUUGAGAGCAACUUCGCACAAAUCUUAAAGCUGCUCCUGUGGCCCUAAAACCAUUUAAAAAGCUGCUUUACCAAUUUGACAAUGAAGUUCUGGAUAAUUGUUACCCUGAUUGUACUCGGUGAAGUGCUUCAAAAUGCUCUCUGCCAACAAAACAAACGUACUAAAGAAGCAGGGGAAAAUCGAAUCCGACCUGGGAAUAAGAGAAUGAAGCCCAGGGUUCCGAAGGGGAAGGAUAGGGAAUAUGGUUCCUCUGGGAAAUCCCAGUCUAUUAUGACUCGGGUUUUGGACAAAGGACGCUUCCUAAAACUGAGUGGUUCCUAUAUUACCAAUUCAGGGGAGAGUCUUGAGCUGCGCUGUAAAGGAAGUCAGAUUGGAUGGGCUUAUCCUGUUUAUCUGGACACUUUCAAAGACUCCCGUCUGAGUAUUAAACAGCACGACAAGUACAGCCAGUUGCUUCUUUCUGGCACAUCAACUGCAGACACUGGAGAGUUCAGCUGCUGGCCUCUGCUCUGCGAUGGCUCCGAGUGCACCAAGGAUGUGGACAAAACUACCACCACUUACAUCUACUUCACCGAUAAAGAGGAACUGUUUGUCCCAUCAACCAGUUAUUUUGAAAUCAUCUACCUUCGGCCAGAUCGUCCUUCAGUCAUCCCCUGUCGAGUCACCUCUCCUGCAGUCAAGGUGGCUUUACACAUGGAGGUGCCUCCGCAGGAGAUCCCUGUGGACGGAGACCAGAUCUCCUUUGACCCCAAGGAAGGUUUCAUCAUUCACAGGCCUGGCCCUGAACACAGAGGGGUCUUCUACUGUAAGGCAAGCCUGCGGGGAACGCCUCAGGUGUCAGUCAAGUACCAGCUGCUGUAUGUGGAAGUUCCAAGUGGCCCUCCGUCUGUAACAAUCGAAGCGUCUUCAAGCAGAGUAAUGGGAGGUGACCACAUUAACGUUACCUGCACUGUCCUCGGGGAGCCUGAGGUGGAGGUGGACUUCACUUGGACCUAUCCUGGACAGGACCAAAGACCUGUGGUCAUUAAACAAGCCUGGAGGUUAAUAAACAGAGGAAUGGGGCACACCACACGGAUUUCUCAAAGUGUGAUUACUGUUGAAGAUGCUGAAACCAUUGACUUUGGAAACUACGUCUGCACAGCCAAAAACCUUCAAGGACAGACCUCUGUGGCUGCCCGUGUGGACUCCUAUUAAUUGCUUUGGUAUGGCGACAACAAAAAGAAGAUUUUCUCCUCUCUGUACUCCCAGGCAAUGCUGCCUGUUGUUAAUUGCCAGCACUGCAUCUCUUAAAAGGAACUACAGCUUUACAGCAAAUAGCAACUAAUGCAUUUACAGUUUAUAACUUUCAGAUUUAAAAAAAAAAAUAAAAAAAUAAAUGCUGAAUUGCAUAAAGAAAUAAGCUGUUGCAGAAAUUCCUAAACAGUUGUAUUAGCUGUCAAUUAUGAGGAAAGAAAAUGACCAAAGGAAACCUGACAGUUUUAUUAACAUCGGUUUCCUGUGGUUUACUAAAUCUUAACAUGUCAUUAAACCAUUUAAACACAAAAGCUCUAAAAAAAAAAUGUAUUCCAAUGAAUGAAAUGACCUAUAAUAAGAUAAACCAUAUUUCUCUUCUGCUGAAUCAUCUUUCAAACUGGGAUUUUACUUUUCCAGCAAAGUUGGAGCAUAGUUGGUCAUACAUUGUUACAAUCAACCAACAGCUACAUCACAUUUUAAGCAUCACAACUAAGUUACCAGCUAUUCUACAUUAAUGAAUCCACAACAGGGUUUUAUAUACAUGCACUGUGUAGCUAAGUAAAAUAUCCAGGUACAGAUCAUUGUGUAAUAAUGUCAUAUCAAUGCAUGUUACCCUUUUAGGUGGUGGUAAUCCAUUUGAUGAUUGUUUUAGUUUAAAAAUUGUCUUUUUUGUGAUUGUUCUUUCUUAAGUGCUCAUCACAAUUUAUUUUUUUUUAUUUUUUUUUUUAAAUUGUAUUAUUUUAUAAUAGGGGUAAUUUGGCAAGCUGCCUUUUGCAUAUGGGUUGUAGAAUAAAAGCAGGGGCAAAAUAUGCAUAGUUGCACAAGCAUGUAUUUAUAUAAAUAUAAUAAAUGGUUUCUGGCUGAUCUGUUUUAGGCGUGUGCCUUGUGCUAAGUGGUUCCUUAUGUGGAAUGCACACAAAAACAUUCUGUGUUUCAUAUUAGCGGGUUUACUGGCUUUCUUCCUAUUCAUACAAAAUGCAGCAUUUAGCUUUCUAAGCUGGUGCUUUGUGAGGACAUUAGAACUUGUCUUCAAUGUAUCUACAUCUGUAACUCUGCAAACAUGUGGUGACAGUAAUUACAAAACUUAGUAGCUAUAUCUAUUGUUCUUAAGGUUUUAAAAAAGUGAAAUGUCUACAAAUAUAAAGAGCUGUUCCUCAAAA